Messenger RNA from Penicillium arizonense, 2931 nucleotides. Its product is annotated as La domain family. Gene Ontology annotation, cellular component: cytoplasmic stress granule; cytosol. The transcript is spliced from 3 exons. Bases 1 to 2931 code for a protein of 976 amino acids. The record is from RefSeq and is a predicted model, not a curated record. NCBI's taxonomy places the organism in Eukaryota, Fungi, Ascomycota, Eurotiomycetes, Eurotiales, Aspergillaceae. Gene Ontology annotation, molecular function: RNA binding. Gene Ontology annotation, biological process: positive regulation of translation.
AUGUCUACCUUUUCGUACGCACAAGCCGCCAAGGGCGCAUCCGGGACACAGACCCCAUCCAAGACGCCAUCAGAGCCGGAGAAGAUCGACUCCAAACAGGAGGAAGAACCAACCGAGACCACAACGGAGACCGCACCGGCCCCCGCUGAAUCCGACGCCCCUCAAACAUCUGAGAAGGUUGCUGUGGAGGAGACCAAGGAUGACGAUUUCACCACCGUCACCAACAAGCAUGCUGCUAAGAAGGCCGUCACUUCCCGCACAUCAAGUCCGAGCGUUCGCACCACUUCCAAGUCCCGCAAGUCCAAGGAGGACGACUCUUCAAAUACCCCGAAUGGCACCGCAGAGGCCACUUCGGAGAAGCAGGUUUCCACCGAGGGAAAGACGGAUGCUGUUGCUGAGAAGUCAAACGAGAAGUCCGAGGAGUCCACGAAGGACGCCGCUCCUCCCAAGGAGCUGAAGGCUGCUCCUCUCCCCUCAAUCAAUAUCUGGCAACAGCGCAGAGAGGCGCAAGACGCCAAGGUCAAGACUGUUCCCAAGUCCGCUGCUACUGGCAAGUCCAACUCCACCAAGGGUGCUUCCGAUGAGACCCAGCAGGAUUCCAAGGCUUCCAAGAAGAAGGGCGCUGAAAGCGCACCGGAAGGUACAAAGGACCGCAAGAAGACCGAGGGCGGAAAGGGACGCGAUGCUGGAUCGGUCCCCCCAGUUGAGGAUUCCACCGCAUGGCCCACUCCCCAGGUCGCGAUCGGCGAAGAGAAGAAGAAGGCCCAAGAGAAGACCGACAAGAGCCCCGUGAUCCGACCCCAUGGAAAGGAGAAGUGGACUCCUGUUCCUUACGUCCCUACCGCUGUUUUCAACACCCCUCUGCCCUCUGCUGGCGGCGGCCGUGGAGGCCGACGUGCCGCUCGUGGCGGCCGUGAUUCUGGCCGUGGAACUCACGGCAAUGGUGCUCCUGCUACUGAGAAGGCUGCCUCUGGACAGGCUGCCCAAGGCUCCAAACAGGCCACCGGAGAGCGCGGAAGAAACGAGGCUACUGGACGUGCUGCAUCCCUCCCUGCUCAGUCAAGACGUUCCACCAGCACCGAGGCUGGUGCCGCUGCUGAUGCGCGCAAGGCUUCCCAAGCCCCUGAGCGCAGCCGUGGAGCCCGUAACGGCGAGGAAACUGCCAACAAGCCGGUCAACGGAGAGAACGCUCCCCGCUCCCAGCGCGAGGGCAAGCCUUUCGGAAAGAACCAGGAAGCUCGCAAUGGCAAGGGUGGAAACCUGGCUGUCGACUCGCAGGCUGCGGCCCGCACCAAUGACCGUCGAUUUGAUGCCGGCUCGAAGUCUGCUGACCCCAAUAGCUUCAACGACUUCAACCGCGGUGAAUUCCGUGGAGAGCGUGGAGGCCGUGGAGGCAACCGUGGCCGUGGUGGCUACUCCAACUUCGGUGGCCAGAACGCUCAGUUCACUAAUGCGUCUAUGUCCAACAACUUUGCUUCGUCCAAGUCCUUUGGUUUCAACGACCGUCAGCGGUCACAACAGCACGGCCUUCCCAAUGGCUCUCAGCAGACCUCCCGCAUGCCUUUGAGAUCGCCCUCGCUGCCCAACGGAAAUGUCUACGGUGUCUACCCCUUCCCUAGCGAUAUCAACACAAUGUACGGCUACCAGGCUGUGAACCCCGGCCCCAUGAGCGCUGUGCCAUAUCAGCAGUAUAUGGAGCCCUUCUCGCUCAUGUCAAUGCUGUCCAUGCAGUUGGAGUACUACUUCUCGGUUGACAACAUGUGCAAGGACAUGUUCCUUCGCAAGCAGAUGGAUUCUCAGGGCUUUGUUCCUUUGAACGUCCUUGCCAGCUUCAAGCGUGUUAAGUCCCUGACUGAGGACUUCGAACUUAUUCGUCACGUGGCUCGUCAGCUCCGCAAUGUUGAGUACCAGACCGGUGAAGACAAUAUCGACCGUCUGCGUCCCAGAGAUAAGUGGCAGCAGUGGGUUCUCCCCGUCGACCAGCGUGAACCUGCCGCUCAACACGAUGGUACUCCCGCCGCCAAGACCGAUGAGAACACCCCUGUGCACAGCGCCAUCAACGGCUCUGCUCGUCAGUUCGUUCCCAACGGAGUUGCCAAUGCCUCGAAGACAUCGCUUUCGUCUACCGCCCCAGAAUUUAUGCCUUCAUUGCCUCACACCGCAGUGAAUGAAAUUGCCAAUGUAGGAUACCCUGUGGACCCUUACCUUUCGCAAGAUGCGGACUCGACUUGGUCGACUGUUCUCUCGUCUUCGCAAUGCCCCGUGGAUUAUUCAUUUGUUGACCCUUAUUCAGCGCGCGGAUUAGAACCGCAUUCCGAAUCCCCUUACCACUUUGACUUGGAGAUGAUGGCGGGCCCAGUGAGGUCUGACACGAAUUGCUCUCGACACCAAGUCGGCGGUGCUACUCGUUCAGACUACAAGCGUCUCAAGAGCUCGAGGUACAAAAAGUCAAAGAGGAUGGGUCGUCCGUCCACAGAAACUUCCAAUUAUGUCCCCCAACUUCCCACCCUGUUUAGUGAUGAACCUUUCGAUGGCAGAGGCCGAUCAGUGGCCCGAGAAAAUACCCCUGGAGCCACCCUGCCUUACUCUGACUGGUCUCGGAGCUUGACAAGCAAUUUCCAAUCGCACCUGUACAAUGAAUUUAGGCGUUCAGCCCUUGAUGAUCUUUUUACACGACACGUUGACACUGGAUUCAAGGCUCUCAUGGACUUCUAUCGGGAGUGUCUGUUUGCCCACUGUAUCCAUCCCACUGUGAUGCUCGACAUGAUCAAACUUUCGAAGGAUACAUCUCACGGUUAUUCCACAAUUGCUUUUGAUAUGAUUCAUGACGCCAUCGCCAGUGGGAAAAUGUGGCUACACAACCAGAAAAAUGUCGACAAACAUUUCAAUACCCUGCACGGCAAAUUGCCCCGAGAAAAGUUACAACGUUGA